AUGCCAGUUAUCUGCAUUUCUCUCCUUACGAGCUGUCACACUGACAGAGGAGAGCCGGGCACUGAUGAUCUGUGUAGCCCCAGCAGUGCCACCUGUCAGUGUCCAUCAGUGCCAGCUGUCAGUGCUCAUCCAUGCCACCUGCCAGUGCCCAUCAGUGCCACAUCAAUGCCACAUUUCAGUGCCUAUAGUGCACAUCAAUGCCACAUAUCAGUGCCCAUCUGAGCUGGCUCUCAGUGUCACCCAUCAGUGCCACCUAUCAAUGCCAGUCAGUGCUGCCAAUCAGUGCCACCUAUCAGUGCCAGUCAGUGUGGCCUAUCAAUGUGCAUCAGUGCCACCUAUC
Molecule: messenger RNA, 340 nt
Organism: Staurois parvus
Lineage: Eukaryota; Metazoa; Chordata; Amphibia; Anura; Ranidae
Source: the annotation of a GenBank genome assembly